Molecule: messenger RNA, 684 nt
Organism: Cladophialophora yegresii CBS 114405
Lineage: Eukaryota; Fungi; Ascomycota; Eurotiomycetes; Chaetothyriales; Herpotrichiellaceae
Exons: 3
Coding region: 1-684 (227 amino acids)
Source: RefSeq, a predicted model, not a curated record
AUGCCGGCAUUCCGUUCCUUCUUUGCUCUUACAAUCCUGGCCGCUUGCCUGGCGCAAGCUUCCGCUGGCGGUGAUGGUGGCUCUGGCGGAUUUGGCGGUGCAGGCCAGUUCGGCGGUGGGCAAGAUGGUGGGCAGGGUGGUGGCCAAGGCGGUAGCUCUUGGGGAGGUCAAGGCGGUGGUGGCCAAGGUGGUGGCCAAGGUGGUGGCUCUUGGGGUGGUCAAGGUCAGGGUUGGGAUCAGGGUGGCAAGAACCAGUACACCGCGAGCCAGUGGCAAGCUCCCCCAACGACCCAAGUUGCCGCUCAGACAUGCCCACCUCAGACCUGCCCAGCUCAGAACUGCCCACCCCCCGCCACCGAGACCAAGACCGAGACUACCACUGUCACCGCGGUGUCGGCCUGCUCAGGAAGCACUGUGACCGCCUAUGUCACUCAGUGGCAAAACGCUCCCCCUGGGUGCUGGUGCGGUCCUCCUCCCACCGGCCUCCCGGCUGGGGGAGCGGUUGCUGUUGCCAGCGUCUCAAUCACACCGGGUCUCUCGUCCAUCCCAGCCGCGGAGGCUGUCAAGACUGGUGUGUUAGUUGCUGGUCCUGCUGGCCCUCCACCAGCCGCCACGGCCACUGUUUCUCCAGGCGGCUUCUUUGGAUCGUCAAGUGAGUUUCGAAACAGGGUCCGAAGAGAAUAG